AUGUAUGCUGCAACAAGUACUUACCUUUCUCAGCUGAUAAAUGUCCCAAAAUUGAAAGCUAUCAUUUUUGCCGAAUUCGAUGCAGACAAAGGGCCAGUAAUUAGAAUACAAAUACCCGAUUUUCUCUUCGAUGCAAAAAGAUUUGAUACAUUUUCAAAUGCUGUAAUCCCUAAACCGGAACUGUUUCAUCGGCUAAUCAAAGUGAACCACGUUGAAAACAGUGAUGGAAAAGUAUACAAAGUGAUAGGGCAUCCUGUUGGUAUCGAGUCUGAUUCAUAUGCUCGCGGUCGCUAUAUAUUCAACGUCUGUUUUGUGGUUGAUAAGAACAGUCAGAUUGAUUGCAUGUACGAACCGAUGGUUCAGAAAUGUGCGGCUUAUUUAACGCAAAUGGAGAAGGAUACGCGGUUUUUGUCACAAUCGCAGAGUAAAUUGCCUGAUUUAUUGCUGGAAAUAUUCAAAGGCCUUAACGAGCAUGGUGAAUGCAAAAUCCCUGUUACUGAUCAAACAACUAUAUACUUAAAAUUGUGUCCUUCGUUUCAUGGUAUUGAGCCACCUAAGGUAGAGCCAUACAUGGUGCCGAUGUUUACACAAAUACCACCGCCAAAUACACCAAAUCAUAUCUCAAAAAUGGAUGUUCUAUCACAGAAGAUUUGUCCUAAAGUGGACGGUGUAUGUUGCAUUAAAGAAAUUGCCAUGUUAGUACAAAUAGAUACUGAUCUAGUAAUGCGAUGUGUUCGUAAUUUGCAUUUCUAUGGUUGUUUAACAUUAAUACCUCUCUUUAUGUAUGCUAACACAUACGUUGCCACCGAACAGCUACAUGAUUUUUAUAUGAAUACCGAUCUUAUCAAAACAGGUAUGACAAUGAAAGAUUGGUGUGAAAGGAUGUCUCCUAGGCAGUACAAUGUUGAUGAAAGACGUGCGAUACAAUUUGGUAUAUGCCACGGAUUUGUUCGAAAGCUGUGCAUUUAUCCUGUGUCUUUGAAGAAGUGCGAUAUGCGAAGGAUAGCUAAAUUAUGCGAUGGUACUCGCUCUUUGGAAGAUUUAGCAGUCAUUUUUGCUAUUUCACCAGUUAGAUUGUUGGAAGCUGUUCGUGAUGACGGAAAUUUUGUUUUCAUUUCAAAGUAG
Molecule: messenger RNA, 1125 nt
Organism: Brugia pahangi
Lineage: Eukaryota; Metazoa; Nematoda; Chromadorea; Rhabditida; Onchocercidae
Source: the annotation of a GenBank genome assembly